AUGGCUGCUGCUGAUGCUUUAUUCACUCAGUCUGAUCUAAAUGACUUUCGAUAUCUUACCGGUGCUGGUGGUCUUUCAUAUGGUGCAUCUAGCUACGGUUUUGAUGAUAUAAGCACAUUAGGAGUUGAUGACGGUCUUUGGUAUGGUGGAUCAGGCUAUGGUGCUGAUGAUUGGAGCACAGUAGGAGUUGGUGGUGGUUAUGGUUUAUCAUCAACAUUAGGUACUGGUUAUGGAGGUGAUGUUAUUUAUGCUGGAACUGGACUUGGCGGUGCUGGUUAUAAUUCAUCAUUGUACAAUUCAUCACUUGGUUAUGCUGGUAGUGGCUUAGCAACGUUCGGAGGUUAUCAACAUUAUGCAACUGAUGCUCAAGGUAUUUAUCAAGAUCCAAAUCCACAUAUUAUACGUCGUCCAGCACCAGGUGGUGGUGUAACUUAUACACAAAACGUUCGAGUUCGAUAUCUUCAACCACCACCUGUUCCAGCACCCGGUCCACUCAUCAUUAGAGAAGUACGACCACCUCAACCACCACCACCACCUCCACUUCGUGUUCGUCAACAAGCUCGACCUUUUCCUCUACGACCUCCACUUGUCUUACGUGAACGACCACCAGUUCCACCAGUUCCUAUUGCUUCACAAACUGUUAUUCGACGAUUGCCUGCUCUUCCUAUUCCACCUCGAUCAGUAAUUGUCGAACGUUUACCACCAUUUCCACCUAAACCUCGUAAUAUUAUCAUUGAACGAUGGAUUUCAUAUGGACCUCGAUCUAAACGAAAAACAAUUCUUCAACGUGCACCAGCAGCUCGACCAUAUCCAAGACCACGCAAUAUUAUCAUUCAAUAUGAAACUCCUCAAGUACGUGUUGUUCGACAAUUUCAAAAUCUUGGUGUUGUUCAAGCAGAUCCUCAAUUGUAUGUCCAACGCUAUGGAUUAUCGCUUUUGGAUAGUCAAUUCUUACUACAACAAGCACGUGAGGCUGGUGUUAUAGAAGAUAUUUCACCACCUAUUUUAGGUGGUGCAUUUUCUGCUGGCUCAUCUCAAGUUUUUUCGUCAAGUGGUAGUCUUGGUUAUGAUAUUACCAAUACUUUUGGAGGUUAUGGAGGUUAUGAAAGUUAUGGAGGUUAUGGAAGUUAUGGAGGUUUUGAUGCUGGAACAAUUGGAUUUAGUGGUAUUGGACCCUAUCAAUCGCCAUAUUACACAGAUAUUACUGAUAUUUCAACAGUUGGUGCUGACUUAGGAACGGCUGGUAUUUUUGGAACUAAUCUUGGUGAUACUAGUUCGUAUGAGUCAUCAUCAUUCAACGUAGUAAAUGAUGUAACACCCGGCAGUACAACACUUACCAAUAAAACAGUCGGCGGUACAACACUCGGUAAUACAACAGUUGGCGGUGCAACAUUAGGUGGCACAAAACUUGAUAGUACAACAUCUAUCGGUGCAACACUCGGUGGUGUAACAGUUGAAGGUGCAAGAUCCAGCAAUACAGCAGAAACGGCAAGUCUAUCAGGUGCUGCUUCUGAGGUCAAACGUGAUGCUGUUUCACCUCAAAGUGAAAGUCAAAGUUCGAGACUUUAA
Rotaria sp. Silwood2 is the source of this 1569-nucleotide messenger RNA. The record is from the annotation of a GenBank genome assembly. Lineage: Eukaryota; Metazoa; Rotifera; Eurotatoria; Philodinida; Philodinidae.